UCCGCCGUCGCUGCCAGGGAACCGCUGGGGGCUGGGGAGAGGGAGACGUGCACAGGAAUGUGGAGACCGAGGGGUGAGGUUUCCCAGGAACAGAUUUCGAGGCUGCACCCGCUUGAGGAUGGCUGAUAGUCCCUCUCAGUCCGAGCUGCUGGCUUCGCAAGAACUCAAUGGCGACUUUAAGAAGCCAGCCCUGCCCGUGCCCCCGGCGGUGCGGGGCAAGGCCCCGGCCACCAGUCCUUCACACCCUGAGGAGGUAAACAAGCAAAGGCCCACGGCGCUGCCGGACUCCGAUUCCGCGGAGCCUGACGUCCCGCCGGCCCUGCCGGACAGCGGCGAGACUUGGGGUCCAGCGGAGGAGCAGCCGCGGCCCAGCACAGCGGCUCCUUGCCCUGGCGGCCCGGUCCGGGCUCCCCCUUACCAAGAGCCGCCCUGGGGCGGCCCCGCCACGGCCUCCUACAGCCUAGAGACACUGAAGGGCGGCACCAUCCUUAGCACCCGGAGCUUGACAGGGAUGAGUUGCUGCCUUUUCGGGAGGCUCCCUAGCUGCGACGUGUGCCUGGAGCAUCCUUCGGUGUCUCGCUACCACGCCGUGCUGCAGCACAGGGUGUCCGGCCCCGAUGCAGAAUGCGACGACCCCGGGCCUGGCUUCUACCUCUACGAUUUGGGAAGCACCCACGGCACUUUUCAUAAUAAAACCCGCCUCCCCCCUCGCACCUAUUGUCGGGUCCACGUCGGGCAUGUUCUUCGCUUUGGAGGUAGCACCCGGCUCUUUCUUCUUCAGGGACCGGAGGAGGACCGAGAGGCAGAAUCUGAGUUGACAGUAACGCAAUUAAAGGAAUUGCGCAAGCAGCAACAAAUGAUGUUGGAGAAGAAGAUGCUGGGAGAAGACUCAGAUGAAGAAGAGGAAAUGGAUGCCGCUGAAAGAAAGAGAAAUACUAGUAGUCAAGAUGAUGAAAUGGGCUGCACCUGGGGAAUGGGAGAAGAUGCUGUAGAGGAUGAAGCUGAAGAGAACCCCAUUGUCUUAGAGUUUCAGCAGGAAAGGGAGGCCUUUUACAUAAAGGAUCCAAAAAAGGCUCUCCAAGGUUUUUUUGACCGAGAAGGAGAAGAAUUAGAAUAUGAAUUUGAUGAACAGGGUCAUAGCACUUGGCUUUGCAGGGUGAGAUUACCUGUGGAUGAUUCAACUGGAAAACAGCUUGUGGCUGAGGCUAUUCACUCAGGAAAGAAAAAAGAAGCAAUGAUCCAGUGCUCACUGGAAGCUUGUCGAAUCCUUGAUACUUUGGGAUUGCUACGGCAAGAGGCAGUAUCUCGGAAAAGGAAAGCCAAGAACUGGGAAGAUGAAGACUUUUAUGAUAGUGAUGAUGACACGUUUCUUGAUCGGACUGGCCUGGUUGAAAAGAAGCGUCUGAACCGAAUGAAGAAGGCUGGGAAGAUUGAUGAGAAGCCAGAGACCUUUGAAUCAUUGGUUGCAAAGUUAAAUGAUGCUGAAAAGGAACUCUCUGAAAUUUCUGAGAGACUGAAAGCCUCCAGCAAAGCUCUAUCAGAGUCCCCAUCUCAGGACUCUUUAGAUGCGUUCAUGUCAGAAAUGAAAUCGGGGAGUGCAUUAGAUGGUGUGUCCCGGAAGAAACUUCACCUGAGAACUUUUGAAUUGAGAAAAGAGCAGCAGAGACUUAAAGGGUUGAUAAAAAUUGUAAAGCCAGCAGAGAUUCCAGAACUAAAAAAAACUGAAAGUCAGGCUACAGAUGGAGAAAACAAAGCUAAAAAGCUUACAUUGCCUCUCUUUGGUGCCAUGAAAGGAGGAAGCAAAUUCAAAUUAAAAACUGGAACAGUGGGGAAGUUACCCCCCAAGCGUCCAGAGCUCCCUCCAACUCUAAUGAGAAUGAAGGAUGAGCCUGAAGUAGAAGAGGAGGAAGAGGAAGAGGAAGAAGAAGAGCAAGAGGAGAAAGAAAAGGAGGAGCAUGAAAAGAAGAAAAUGGAGGCGGGAAGCAGUAGGCUACAGCAGGAGACAGAGCCAGAAGGAGCAGUGCAGGAAAUGAGUCCUCCCCCAGACUUCACGUGUUCUAAAGAAACAAAAAACCAUGAAAACAUGUCUCAACUCAGCCAAGUGGAACAGAAUGAAGAUUACCAAGAGAUUAGUGAAACAGCUGCAUCGUGUGAGGAACCUUCAGCAUCAAAGAAUGAAUAUGAGAAAAGCAGAGAUGAACUGAAGAAAAAGAAAGCUCCUGGUCCAGGCAAACUUCCACCGACACUUUCCACCAAAUAUCCAGAAGAUGACCCAGAUUACUGUGUAUGGGUCCCACCUGAAGGCCAAAGUGGAGAUGGCAGGACCCAUCUUAAUGACAAGUAUGGCUAUUGAUAGCUUCCGAAUCCUAAAGGAAGACCUUGUGGACCAUGUGACAUGGGGUAUUUAGAAUAAUAUAUCAAGCUGAAUGUCCAGAGAAGGAGUUCAGAUGAUCAUUUGUAAAAUCUGGUGACUGACCUUUUCUUCUGUGCUCUUGGCUUCCAAAAUUUAUCUACCCAUCUGAUUCUCUUGAAUUUGGUAUUCAUGUUUAAAAGUGUUUGUGUAUGUAUGUAAAAAGAACCGUAUAUUUUGAGAAUUAGUAAUGUGAGAGACAUGACUCUAUUAAAAUAAGAAGGUGGAGGUGUCUUGUGUUUAUUUAAGGCCACAACGUCUUUCUUAAGCUUUCGGGACUAUGCUUUUACUGAGCAGUAGAGUGCUUCUGGCAGUUAGGCUCUAGGAUUCACUGGUAAUUGCCUCCUCAGAUAAGUGUUGAAAUUGAGGUCAUGC
This is a messenger RNA of Hippopotamus amphibius kiboko, 2785 nucleotides long. It is a transcript of the gene SLC4A1AP, whose product is annotated as solute carrier family 4 member 1 adaptor protein. The record is from RefSeq and is a predicted model, not a curated record. The transcript has 14 exons. The coding region runs from base 119 to 2353 and encodes 744 amino acids. Gene Ontology annotation, molecular function: mRNA binding; protein binding. Lineage: Eukaryota; Metazoa; Chordata; Mammalia; Artiodactyla; Hippopotamidae.